UUGUUUGUUUGCCUCUUCAGCAGUUUUGGGACAAGUGGUUUAGUUCACAGCAUUUUAAUUGUAUCGCAGCUGCCGAUGCGAGACUGGGCUCUGUAGGGAAGCUAAAAAAAAAAAAAGACCGAUUCUUUUUCUAAUUCUCUGGUCCACCUUAAAACUACUGUACCGUCGCCUGUAGAGGAAACGUGUUCAGUCUUCUUGGAGUAUAAUAAUCCUUUAUUGUCCACAUGCAGGAUGCUUUGUCUUCAAGCCAGGUUCCAAGAAAAGAAAAAGAAUUGCACAUGAAGAAGACUACUUUGUGGAUGAAAAUGGCGACUGUGCAUACAGCAAGGAGCGCUUUAAGACUUGCCAAAGACUCUGGGAGAAGAUUAAAACAGACACAGAGAUUUUGCAGGAUGAUUUGAAUAAGAAAAUAUUGGAUAGUCUUUUAGAAUUCAUCAAAAAAUGUAGUUUAAACUUCCAGUCCAAUGUCAAUGACUGGGCGUCUCUUAUGAGAGCUAACGAAAUACCUACAGCUGCCCUGGUGCUUGGUGUAAAUGUACCAGAUCAUGACAUGACGUUUCAGAGCCUAUCUGACCUCUUACAGAAGUCUGUAACCCCAUUUGCUGUUUCUGUACAGGCCAAAGAAUGUGCAACUCUGAAGAAUUUGAUCCAGAGACUGUUAGUAAGAUUGAUGGGUGCUGCUGCAUCAGUGGAAGAUGAGGAAGACUUUAGUAUAUCUUUACCCCAAAAAAGGUUAUCGUGCUCAAUGAGUGCACUUUGUCAGUGGUAUAAGACUGUUGCUAAGAAACACAAUGUGGAGUCACCAGGAAAGAAAUCCAGUUCAGGAAAUUCUUAUUCAGAGAGUCCACCAGUUUUGGUGAUUUUCAAAGAUUUUGAAGCUUUUAAUUCACAUGUUCUUCAGGACUUUAUACUUAUCUGCAGUCGGUACAUCCGGGAGCUACCAUUGAUCUUCAUCUUUGGCAUUGCAACAUCUCCCAGCACCAUUCAGCACAUGUUACCCCACUCUGUGUCCUCUCUGCUGUGCAUUGAACUCUUUCAGUCACUCUCCUGUACCCAACACCUUGCAACUGUUAUUGACAAGUUAAUUUUGACGUCAGAUUUUCCUUUCAAGCUCAGUGGUAAAGUUAUUCAGGUGCUAGUGAGCAUCUUCUUAUACCAUGACUUCUCAGUCCGCAAUUUUGUAAAAGGCAUGCAGUUGGCCCUAUUGGAGCACUUCUACUCGGAGCCUCUCAGUGUGCUCUGCUGUGCGAAAAAGGAAUCUCUGGUCUAUGUACAGAAGUUGAGCCAUCAAGAUGUGGAGAUGGUUCGGCAGCUUCCGUCUUUCAUGAGAUAUGUAGAGGCACAAGAUGCACAGGAACAGGUCCAGCUCCUAACCAAUGAUGAACAUGUAAAGGUGGUAUGUCAGAGGUUACUGAAGGAUCUUAGAAACUACCAUAAGAAUUACUAUCCUAUUCUCUACUGUCUGCACACACUAACCUCAUCUCUGCCAAAGUAUCCUCUGGGCAAACAAAUACGAGAGCUGCAUAUAUCUUGUCUUGAGAAGAAUGUAUGGGAGAUGAAUGAAUAUGAAUCUGCUAUGCAGCUUUUGCGGUUACUUGCAAAGGAUGAGCUUGUGACAACCUUGAGAAAAUGUGCAGACAUUCUUAAACCUGGGAAGACAAAGAAAAUGAGAAGUGCAUUGCAGCAGCUGGAGGACUACAUUGUCAAAUUUGAACAGUUGGACAGUAUGUCUGUAGAGGAUCUAAAUGAAGAGGAACUUAAUUCACCUGGCAAGGAUCUUCAAAAGAAAACUGAUCUCUUCCAACUUCAAAAAACUCUUAUGGAGAUGAAAAGCACUAGAAGAUCGAAGAAAAUGAGUCCGUUUGAGGUGCUGAGAAAUGAGGCACUUGGUGUUAUUGAUGGUCUUGUGAGGAGCCACCUGACACCACCAGAGUUGCAGCCACUAUAUGAAGUAUGCUACUACAGCUCCUCAGGCAUUCUGCGGCGCCACCUCAAUGCAACUCCACGUACAUCCAUCCAGACUGCACUUAGCCACCCUUUCUACUACCUACAGAAUGUAAGUCUGAAAACAGAUGCAGGCACAGUUUCUAAUGCAGCUCCAGACAUCUGCAUUGCCUACAAGCUCCAUCUGGAAUGUGGGAGGCUCAUUAACUUGUAUGACUGGUUGGAGGCGUAUGCAACAGUGGCCUCAGCAGCGGAUGGUAAAGACCCCGACUCUGAAGAGUAUGGCAGAGUUGAUGAACUCAAGCAUGCUCGUUUCAUCCAAGCGGUGUCUGAGCUGGAGUUCCUGGGCUUUGUAAAAUCAACAAAGCAGAAAACGGACCAUGUGGCACGACUGACCUGGGGAGGUUGUUAAGGGUGAAUUAUUUUGGUGAUAAAUGUGUAUCUGAAUAAAGAUAUUUCUUAUGUC
Messenger RNA from Silurus meridionalis, 2410 nucleotides. It is a transcript of the gene orc3, whose product is annotated as origin recognition complex, subunit 3. Gene Ontology annotation, molecular function: DNA replication origin binding. The transcript is spliced from 20 exons. Gene Ontology annotation, biological process: DNA replication initiation; DNA replication. The coding region runs from base 488 to 2356 and encodes 622 amino acids. NCBI's taxonomy places the organism in Eukaryota, Metazoa, Chordata, Actinopteri, Siluriformes, Siluridae. Gene Ontology annotation, cellular component: nuclear pre-replicative complex; DNA replication preinitiation complex; nuclear origin of replication recognition complex. The record is from RefSeq and is a predicted model, not a curated record.